This is a messenger RNA of Fomitiporia mediterranea MF3/22, 1989 nucleotides long. RefSeq lists its product as uncharacterized. The coding region runs from base 1 to 1989 and encodes 662 amino acids. The transcript is spliced from 8 exons. The record is from RefSeq and is a predicted model, not a curated record. NCBI's taxonomy places the organism in Eukaryota, Fungi, Basidiomycota, Agaricomycetes, Hymenochaetales, Hymenochaetaceae.
AUGUUUGGCCGUCGAGCACUCCCCGCUGUGUUCUCUGCUGCUCUCCUUUUCUUGCACAAUGUCUCCGCUGAAGUGACGAUAUACGCUCAGUUCGGUGUGCCGCCUGGUGCACAACCGACGCCCUGCAUCGGCGCAGUACCAUGCGACGGGAACGUCCUACAAGUAAUUGGUCCUCAAAAUCAAAAUAUUACCAACACGAUAUCAGUCCAGCUCUUCAGUGGAGGGAUGAGCGGGCUUUCGAUGGGCAUUGCUGGGCAUUUCUUUGGUUUUUCGCUCGAGUUGUCGGUCGUGAAUCACCUGCUUGGGAGUAAUCCUGAUCUGAUAGACCCGAUAUUUAUGAACCUUAUGUCCACCGUUAUUUCGAGGUCACAGAAGCUAUUCCUGCGAGUAGGUGGUAAUUCCCAGGAGCAGUCGGUUGUUAUUCCUGAUGGAUUACCGGAUGGUGCUAUGAUUGAGAAAGGUGCUAUCGGAAGCUCAAGGACCGGUACACCGGCACUUCUCAUAUCGCCUUCGCUCAUCUAUACUAUGUCGAAUAUCUCGACUUUCUUACCGACGGUUUCGUGGUUCAUCGGCACGCCAUUUAACGACACUCAAAAUCCGCGAAUGUUAAUUACGGAGCUCGCACAGCAAGUAUUGGGCGACAAGCUUAUUGGCGUUCAACUCGGUAACGAACCGGAUUUGUACUUCCAAAACGGCAUUCGUGGUUCAGACUACAACCCAACCCAGUACAACUCAGAUUGGGGCACCGUGCUGAACGACUUUUUGGCGAAUCCAAGUAUUAAAAACACGACACAGUUCAUUGCUCCUAGCGUGUGCUGCGGAGGCAACAUUGGAUGGACACCCGAACAAGUUUGGAAUACCGGUUUCCUGGACCAGUAUAAAGAUCACCUUGGAUACAUUGCCGUACAACAUUACCCCUCGGACAACUGUAACGGAUCAGUACACAACGACCCAAAUCAGCAGCUCCCUGCUAUCUAUCUCAACCACAAUGCAGUCCAAGGUCAGAACCAGGCAUACGUCAAUAGUACGACUAUCGCACAGGGUCUUGGGAAACCUUUCCUUUUGUUUGAGACGAAUACGGCGUCUUGUGGUGGGUUCUCGGGAUUGAGUGAUUCGUUCGCUGCUGCGCUUUGGGCGGUUGAUUAUUCGUUUAAUAUGGCGAUGGGGAAUGUUUCGCAUUCGUUCUUCCAUGUUGGUGGACAGAGUAACUACUACAACCCAUUCACACCUCCCGCAACGAACCAAACUCGGUUCCGACAAUGGACGAUCGGAUCGACGUUCUACUCCGCGAUCGUCAUGGCCGAAGCCCUCGGGACGAGCGGGGCCGCACAAGUCGUCGACUUAUUCCUCAAUAACAACGCGGCGCUUACGCCUGGAUAUGUCGUUUACGAACAAGGCAACCCUGCACGUGUGGUGUUGAUGAACUUCAUUACGGACCCGACUGGUUCGGCGAAUUAUACGGCGUAUAUUAGUGUUGGAGGGAACUCGACGGGUCAGCCGAAUGCUACUCCUGCGAGUGUCCAAGUCAAAUACUUGCUUUCUGACUCUGUGGCUGAGAAGUGGAAUAUUACAUGGGCUGGACAGACCUUUGGUGGACCCUUCGCGUCUGACGGCCGCCUAACUGGGACUGAACAAAUUUACACUUAUGCGUGUGAUCAGACGAAUAAUGUCUGUCCUGUACCUGUCCCGGCGCCCGGUCUUGCGCUUGUGUUUUUGAACUCGGAUGCGUUGAGUGAGUCGGAGCCUACUACGACGCAGACUUUUGCGACUACUACUACGGCGACUGGUCCAGCGAAUACAGCAACGAUCGACCAAGUGGUAUUAGCCACUUCGAACGGGCGAGGUGGAGGUAAAUGGAACUCACUUGGAUCUACGAGUUGGGGAAGCUCGAAUGACGCGCGGAAGUCGGUGGCGGUGCUUGCUUCGUCGACUGUUUUGCUUGGUGCGUUGGGAUGUAUUGCGAUGUUUGUCAGUUCUAUGUGGAGGUGA